AGUGCAGAAAGUAAAAGCCUAGAGUUAGUUGGGAUGACCACCGAAAUGAAAUCCUUCAUGAGAUCUUGGAAUUGGAACGAACGGACGUGUCUCCGAUGGCUUCCUCUUACCGUGACCGCACAUCGGAGUUCCGGUUACUGUCGGAGACUCUGAAGAAGAUCGGAGGAGGGACCUCGUCUUCGGUUCAACCCGAGACUGCUCCUUCCACCUCUCAUGAUUCCUAUUCAAGAUCCGAAUUCAACCGAAAGGCCUCACGCAUCGGGUUGGGGAUCAAUGAGACCUCACAGAAGGUGGCGAGGCUCGCGCAGCUGGCGAGGAGGUCGUCCAUGUUCAACGAUCCGGCCGUGGAGAUUCAGGAGCUGACUGCGCUGAUUAAGAACGAGAUCACGGCGCUGAAUUCGGCUCUCUCCGAUUUGCAAGCCAUUCAGAACAUGGACAUGGCUGAUGGAAGUUACUCGCAGGAUAGGAUUGUGCAUUCAACCGCGGUUUGUGAUGACUUGAAGAGCAAACUAAUGGGAGCCACGAAGCAUCUUCAAGAUGUCUUAACUGCUAGGACAGAGAAUAUCAAGGCUCACGAGAGCAGGAAGCAGAUUUUUUCCAAGAAUGCAUCAAGGGAGAACCCUUUCCAGCAUCAACCAAAGCCAGCUACUGAGCCGCCACCUUGGUUAAAUUCGGUGAAUGCAUAUGACAAUCUGCAACAAGAAUCGGUAUUAUCAUCAAAUGGAGCUCCUGUUAGCAAUCAACUAAGACGAAGGUUGGCUGUGGACAACACUCCAACUCAGCAAAUGGAAAUGUCUAUGGUGCAGCGGGUUAUUCCUCGGCAAGAAAACUACACUCAAAGUAGGUCAACUGCUCUGCACAAUGUGGAGUCUACCAUCACAGAACUUAGUGGGAUUUUCUCGCAUUUGGCUACAAUGGUUGCCCAUCAAGGGGAGCUUGCUAUCAGGAUUGAUGACAACAUGGAUGAGUCAUUGGCGAAUGUUGAAGGAGCUCACAGUUCUUUAUUGAGGCAUCUCAACCGAAUAUCAUCAAAUAGGUGGCUUCUAAUAAAGAUAUUUGCCGUUCUGAUACUUUUCCUCUUGAUCUUCAUAUUCUUUGUGGCCUAAUAUACUUACAUGCGCUAAUCAUGGAAGUUUUACUUCACGGCUUGGAUUUGUCUUCGUUCUUCUGUGGAGACAAAAUUACAAGAGCAGCAAAGUGUGCGGAUGUAUUCUAUUUGCAUGUAGAUAGAGCUCCGUUAUCUGUAAACUUUUUUCCUUCCCAUAUUCUUUGAUGUUAUUAUAGUGUUAUUAAAAUUCCGUUCCUCGUGGGCGCCCCAAAUUAAGCAGAUUGAGUAAGAAAUAUACGAGUGUUUGGCAACUGAUGUAAGAUUCGCAAUAAUUUUUUUUUUAAGUGAGGGAUUUUCUAAGAUGCAAUUAAGAGGGAAAAAGAAAAUAUCCCGUUUCUAGAUACCGUAGUGGACGAGUUAUGGUAGCAUACAAGAAGUCUUUGUUCAGUUACCUGACAAUGUAAGCUUUUGAUAUUGUAAUAUCAUAAUUGAUUUUGUUCUUAAA
Molecule: messenger RNA, 1553 nt
Organism: Vigna unguiculata (cowpea)
Lineage: Eukaryota; Viridiplantae; Streptophyta; Magnoliopsida; Fabales; Fabaceae
Gene: SYP31
Product: syntaxin of plants 31
Biological process (GO): endoplasmic reticulum to Golgi vesicle-mediated transport; vesicle fusion; intracellular protein transport
Cellular component (GO): SNARE complex; endomembrane system; Golgi membrane
Molecular function (GO): SNARE binding; SNAP receptor activity
Source: RefSeq, a predicted model, not a curated record